AUGCAAAGAUCCAUUUUACGCCGCCUUGUUCCUGCUACUGCUCGCAGUUCCUCGUCAGCUAGUCCCUUGCCACGUCACUUUGAUUUGAACGACCCAGUGAGGCAAACGAAUCUCUUUAUCAACAAUGAAUUUGUGCCUUCUUCGAAUGGUGCAACCUUUGAUACUUUUAAUCCUGCGACUGAGGAAAGAAUUGCGUCUGUGGCCGAAGCCACUCCUGCUGAUGUUGAUGCUGCUGUUAAAGCGGCUCGAGAUGCUUUUAAUGGUACAUGGCGUACUAUUGACGCUGUAGAGCGAGGCCGUCUAAUCUACCGUUUAGCAGAUCUUAUCGAGGAGAAUGGUGACGAGUUAGCCGACCUCGAAUCGCUCGAUGCUGGCAAACCGCGGUCUCUCACACGCUUCUUAGAUGUUGAAGCCUGUAUCAACACGCUUCGAUACUUUGCCGGUUGGGCAGACAAGAUUCAUGGUAGUACAAUUCCGAUUCCAGGACCUUAUUUAUGCUACACCAAGGAAGAACCGGUGGGUGUAUGCGCCCAAAUCACUCCGUGGAACUUUCCAUUGAUUAUGACAUCCUGGAAAUUGGGUCCUGCAUUAGCUACUGGCAACACUGUGGUGCUUAAGCCUGCGAAGCAGACGUCACUUACGGCAUUACGCGUUGCUGAACUUAUUGUUGAAGCGGGUUUUCCAGAAGGAGUAGUAAAUAUUGUUACGGGUGGCGGUUGUACUGUCGGUGCUCACCUCACACAACACUCGGAUGUAGACAAAGUCGCACUUACGGGCUCUACCGAGACAGGACUAAAGGUCCUACGUACAUCGCACGUGGAUAAUAUCAAGCGCAUCAGUCUUGAGCUUGGCGGCAAGUCUGCUAAUAUCAUUCUCGAUGAUGCUGAUAUUGAUGCUGCUAUCCGACAAUCACAGGUUGGUCUGUUUUUGAAUGCUGGCCAGGUGUGUAUCGCCGGUAGCCGCGUGUACGUACAGGAAGGUAUUUAUGAUGAAUUCGUCCGUCGAUCCGGUGAAGCUGCUUCAUCUAUGAAGAUUGGUGAUCCACAAGAUCUGUCUGUCCAACAUGGCCCACAGAUCGACGAUGUUCAGUUUAAGAAAAUUCUGGCUUAUAUCGAGACGGGAAAGAAAGAAGGUGCUCGUUUAAUCUGUGGUGGAAAGCGUUGGGGUAACAGAGGGUUCUAUAUUGAACCAACUGUGUUCGCUGAUGUGACGGAAGAGAUGACUAUUGCUCGUGAAGAGAUUUUUGGUCCCGUUAUGUCGAUUAUCAAGUUUAAAACCAUUGACGAGGUGAUUGAACGAGCCAACAAUUCCGAGUAUGGUCUAGGUGCUGGUGUAGUCACAUCCAGCCUCGACAAUGCGAUCAAGAUUUCAAAUAGUGUGCGGGUCGGCACUGUGUACGUGAAUUGCUACACGGUCAUUGAAGCCAACACGCCAUUUGGUGGCUUUAAGAAUUCAGGCGUUGGUCGCGAACAGGGAAUGCAAGGUCUUCGCAAUUAUCUUGAAAGCAAGACUGUCAUUAUCAAAACGCCGUGA
Plasmopara halstedii is the source of this 1533-nucleotide messenger RNA. Its product is annotated as aldehyde mitochondrial precursor. Gene Ontology annotation, molecular function: aldehyde dehydrogenase (NAD+) activity. NCBI's taxonomy places the organism in Eukaryota, Oomycota, Peronosporomycetes, Peronosporales, Peronosporaceae. The record is from RefSeq and is a predicted model, not a curated record. The coding region runs from base 1 to 1533 and encodes 510 amino acids. The transcript has a single exon.